AUGGACCCCAACUGCUCCUGCGCUGCGGGUGGUUCCUGCGCCUGCGCAGGGUCCUACAAAUGUAAAGAAUGCAAAUACACCUCCUGCAAGAAGAGCCGCAGCUCCCGCUGCCUCGUGGGCUGUGCCAAGUGUGUCCAGGGCUGCAUCUGCAAAGGGGACUCAGACAAGCACAAUGGCUGCGCCUGA
Molecule: messenger RNA, 186 nt
Organism: Chrysochloris asiatica (Cape golden mole)
Lineage: Eukaryota; Metazoa; Chordata; Mammalia; Afrosoricida; Chrysochloridae
Product: metallothionein-2-like
Exons: 1
Coding region: 1-186 (61 amino acids)
Molecular function (GO): metal ion binding
Source: RefSeq, a predicted model, not a curated record